This is a messenger RNA of Acanthamoeba castellanii str. Neff, 447 nucleotides long. RefSeq names its product IQ calmodulinbinding motif domain containing protein. The transcript has 4 exons. Lineage: Eukaryota; Discosea; Longamoebia; Acanthamoebidae. The record is from RefSeq and is a predicted model, not a curated record. The coding region runs from base 1 to 447 and encodes 148 amino acids. Gene Ontology annotation, molecular function: guanyl-nucleotide exchange factor activity; protein binding.
AUGAACGCUGGCUCGCGAGAGAUUGUGAGAGCGCAGGCGGUGGUGCGGGGAUACCUCGCCCGACAGCGAUACGCCCCCAUUGAAGAGAGCACGCAAGCGAACACAAAUCGUGGGCGAAAUACUCCGGACACCGAGCGCACAUACGUGCAGGGCCUGCACGUCAUCGUCGGGAUAUUCUCGAUCGUGGAAGCGCUGCUGGCUGUGAACCAGGAACUGUUGAAGAACCUCGAGCAGCGCUACAAAAACUGGUCACAGCGCCAGACCAUUGGCGACGUGUUCCUUCAGAUGAGCCCACAUUUGAAGGGCUACAGCGAGUACUGCCGUAACUACGACUAUGCCGUGAGCUACCUCGACCGCUUGCAAGCGUCCACGUCCGCUCUCGCCCAUUUCAUUCAGGCACACGCCACUCCACGGGCUCGAGCAACUACUUGGACCAAGCGUGUUUAA